Spinacia oleracea (spinach) is the source of this 2801-nucleotide messenger RNA. Its product is annotated as alpha-L-arabinofuranosidase 2. Bases 225 to 2267 code for a protein of 680 amino acids. Gene Ontology annotation, biological process: L-arabinose metabolic process. The record is from RefSeq and is a predicted model, not a curated record. Gene Ontology annotation, molecular function: alpha-L-arabinofuranosidase activity. Lineage: Eukaryota; Viridiplantae; Streptophyta; Magnoliopsida; Caryophyllales; Amaranthaceae. The transcript has 17 exons.
AAAGAAAAUCUUUAUCCAGCUGCAUUAUUAAUCAACUUGUUCGAUCAAUGACGCUACAUAUCCUUUGCCUUAAAGUUGAUCCACCUAUAUAUAAAUUCAUGCAUUUCCUUGCAUUUUCUGAUCUCAAUUUCCCUUAUAUAUAUAUAGUUUAAAUAUAUGCAUUGUAGUUAAUCUAUUUUCUUCUAUAAAUCUUUUAUAGGUUUGGUCGAGAAGAAGUUAAGAAUAUGGCUUCUUCUAAGCCUAAUUUUGAUCAUAUAAUGGUUUGGUUAUUAGUCGGAGCUUUUACCAUUCUUCGAGUUUGCUCGGCUCAUAACCAUAACCAUAGCCUUACCGACAACAAGUAUCCCUCAACAUCCCUCUCCGUUGAUAUUUCUAGAGGACGUCAAAUACCUCCUAUUUUUUUUGGCAUCUUUUUUGAGGAGAUUAAUCAUGCUGGGGCUGGUGGUUUGUGGGCAGAGCUGAUAAGCAAUAGAGGAUUCGAAGCUGGAGGUCGACAUAUACCAUCAAUGAUUAGUCCAUGGGGCGCAAUCGGAGACGAAGAAGCAAUAUCAAUAGUAACAGAGCUAUCAUCGUGCUUUAAAAAUAACCCGGUCGCACUUCGAAUGGAUAUACAUUGUGAUCAAACAACUUGUCCUCCUGGUGGAGUUGGAAUUUAUAAUCCUGGCUAUUGGGGAAUGAAUAUUGAAGAAGGAAACGGUUACAAAGUGGUGUUCCACAUUAAAUCAACCGGACCACUUGACAGUGUUAUGUCACUUGUUAGCGAAGAUGGGACACAAGUUCUUGCCUUCCAGCGGGUAACGGCUGAUGCCGCGAAAGUUAAAGAUUGGACAAAGUUGGAGAUUACAUUACAAGCUAGAGCAUCAUACAAGAAUGCUAGAUUUCAGUUUACUACAACCCAAAAAGGAACAAUUUGGCUUGAUCAAGUAUCUGUUAUGCCUAAUAACACAUAUAAGGGUCAUGGAUUUCGAACUGACUUGAUGGAAAUGCUUCUCAAUUUGAAGCCUAGGUUCCUUAGAUUUCCCGGUGGAUGUUAUGUUGAGGGAAGAUUGUUAAGUAAUGCUUUUAGAUGGAAGGAAACUGUCGGUCCAUGGGAAGAAAGGCCAGGACAUUUUGGUGAUGUUUGGAACUAUUGGAGUGAUGACGGACUUGGUUACCUUGAAUAUCUUCAGCUAGCAGAAGAUCUAGGUGCUGAGCCCGUGUGGGUUGUUAAUAAUGGAAUUGGUCUCCAGGAUCAAGUUGAUACUCAUCUAAUCGGGCCUUUUGUGCAAGAAAUGUUGGAUAGUGUCGAGUUUGCUAUAGGUAGUCCGAAUUCAACAUGGGGUUCCCUUCGUGCAAAAUUGGGACAUCCAACGCCAUUUAACCUCAGACACAUUGCCUUUGGUAACGAGGGUUGUGACUUAAAGAGCUAUACAGGAAAUUAUCUCAAGUUCUACAAAGCCUUGAAGAAAAACUAUCCUAACAUCAAAGUAAUUUCAAAUUGUGAUGCAACACAGAAGCCCUUAGAUCACCCAGCCGAUUUAUAUGACUUUCAUAGAUACACAAAUGAUACGGAUAUGCUUGGUCUAACUCAUUUAUUUGGGAAGAUAAGAAGGGAUGAUCCUCACGCACCAAAGGCUUUUGUUAGUGAGUAUGCUGUGAUAUACCCCCAAGAUAAAAUGAAGAACGGAUCAUUUGGAGGAGCAUUAGCCGAAGCUGCUUUCUUGCUUUCACUAGAGCAAAACAGUGAUGUUGUCGAAAUGGUGAGCUACGCCCCACUUUUCGUAAACUUGAACGACAGAACGUGGAAUCCUGAUGCGAUUUUCUUCAAUACAUAUAAAGCGUAUGGAAUUGCUAGUUAUUGGGUUCAAACAUUCUUUAAAGAAUCAAGUGGAGCAUCGCUUUUGAAUGUUCAUUUCCACAACCAUUCGAUGCUCGAAAACACAUACGUUACUGCAAUAAGUUGGACUAACAAGCAUGAGAAAAAGAAUUAUAUAACUAUCAAGGUCGUGAACUACAACAAUGUAUCGGCAAAUUUGAAGAUAUCUAUCAAUGGAGUUGAUGCAAACUCGGUUAAACCAUGGAGGAAAACCGUGCUAACCUGUGAUGAUUUGCAGGCUGAUAAUACACUAGAUAAUCCUACCAAGGUGGUGCCAAUAUCAAGUUUGCUCAAAAGUGAAAUCGGAAGAGACAUUGUUGUAGAGGUCGAACCAUACUCGUUCACAGCAUUCGAUCUAAUAAAUAAUGGACAAAGUCCGAGCCUUGAAGCUAAGCAAGUUCCAAAUUCCUAAAUGUAAUUUGAUCGAAAUUCCCUAUUUUUUGGUGAAAAAAUAGAUAGUCUUCAACUAUUAAUUGUCACUACAAGAAUUUGUAUCUUUAACGACAACCUAAUUACGACGGGUUAAAAAUCCCGUCGCAAAAGCCUUUUGCGACAGGGCUAACAACCAAACAAUGACGGGAAUUACCGUCACAAAUUUCUUUUACGACGGGUUUACGACAGAUUUACGACGGGAUUUCUAUUAACGACGGCCUCCUUUUAUGACGGGUUCGCGACAUGAAAUCCCGUCGUUAAUCAACGAUUAUUGGUCUUUCGCGACGGGAUUUCCCGUCGUUAAUAGUAUAAUUUCUUGUAGUGUGUAGACGGGGUUUUUCAGGAGUUACAAUGCAUACAUAGAUUUCUACCAUUAGAUUUUCUUUUAAUUGUGCAUAAAUUUCUAGCUUCAUUGUCUAUUUUGUGCAAUAAUUGUUACUUUUUGUUUUCCAAUUGUAAAUGAUAAACUCAACUACAAUUCCUUUUAUUUUUAUGGUUUUAUUUGUUGCAAACA